Rotaria sp. Silwood2 is the source of this 756-nucleotide messenger RNA. The record is from the annotation of a GenBank genome assembly. Lineage: Eukaryota; Metazoa; Rotifera; Eurotatoria; Philodinida; Philodinidae.
AUGAAACAAAUCGAUGGAAAUAAUCGUCUUUGGCAAGUCGAUUUAAUGUUGACUGGUGACACUGAUGCAGAACUGUAUGUAGUUACUGGACAUAUGCGCGAAGUGAUCUAUUCUGGCGCCGAAGGAUGGGAUCGUUUGGGUACGUUACUAUUUCAGCUUGGAGAGUUUGACAAAGCUCAAGAGGUAUAUGAUAUCUUGCUUGAUCAAACAAGGACUGAUUAUAGAAAGUCACCAAUUUACAAAAUGCUGGGAAAGGUAAAGACGGGACAAGGUGAAUAUAAAGAUACUAUUGCGUAUUUUCAACAAUCUAUUGAAAUCCAGCAGAAGAUUCUCCAACCAACAGAUGUUGAUUUCGCUACUACUUACAGCAAUAUUGGUCCGAAAAAUAAUGAACGCUUCUUUAUGGAAGGUUUUAUUAAAGAUUUUUUGCAACCAAUAUUUGAAUUAAUAAUCAGUCGAAUGUUUGAAAAUAUGUCAAAUGCUCGUAUUGUUGAUACAGUUUUACCAAUCGCUCAAAAUCUUUUUUGUGCACAUGCAGCACCAGUAACAUUUCCAUAUCAUAUAUUAUUUGUAUAUGGAAAAAAAUUAGGAGAAAAAUCAAAUUUUCGUCAAUUGCUUAUUAUGGGAACUCUUGGAAAUAUUUAUCACAUACGUAAAAUGGAAUGGUGUUUUGCAAAUCAUUUUACAUCUUAUAUAGAAGUUUAUCUUUGUCUUGAUGGAGAAAAACGACAAUUACCAUCACCUGUAUUUAAUUGA